Molecule: messenger RNA, 579 nt
Organism: Camellia sinensis
Lineage: Eukaryota; Viridiplantae; Streptophyta; Magnoliopsida; Ericales; Theaceae
Source: RefSeq, a predicted model, not a curated record
AUGAUUAUCACUGGCUCUGACUCUUCUACUAUCUUUGAGGUCAAACAGCAUCUCUUUCGUACCUUCAAAACAAAGGAUCUGGGACCAUUGCGGUAUUUUCUUGGUAUUGAGGUGGCUUCUUCUCUUAAGAGUUACUUUCUGUCCCAGGUUAAAUAUGCCAACGAGGUUAUCCAUCGUGCCGGACUUACUGACACUAAGCUUUCUGAUACCCCCAUGGAGCUUAAUGUAAAGCUCAACACUACUGAUGGUGUUCCUCUGGACAAUCCUACGUUAUAUCGCGAGCUUGUGGGUUGCUUAGUCUAUCUGACAGUUACUCACCCUGAUCUUGCCUAUAUUGUUCAUGUGGUUAGUCAGUUUGUUUCUGCUCCUCGCUCUACACAUUGGGCCGCUUUGCUUCGGAUUCUUCGCUAUCUUCGCAGUACUAUCUUUCAGGACUUGCUAUUCUCUUCUACUUCUUCCUUAGAUUUGGUGGCCUAUGUUGAUGCUGAUUGGAAAAGUAAGAAACAAAUUGUUGUUACUCGUUCUACUGCCGAAACUAAGUAUCGUGCUAUGAUUCAUGCUACUGCUGAAAUUGUCUGA